Sciurus carolinensis (gray squirrel) is the source of this 1906-nucleotide messenger RNA. It is a transcript of the gene Boll, whose product is annotated as boule homolog, RNA binding protein. The transcript is spliced from 12 exons. Lineage: Eukaryota; Metazoa; Chordata; Mammalia; Rodentia; Sciuridae. Gene Ontology annotation, molecular function: RNA binding; protein binding. The record is from RefSeq and is a predicted model, not a curated record. The coding region runs from base 659 to 1654 and encodes 331 amino acids.
UGAGUGACGGCGACAACAGGUGCAGCGCGGCGUCUUCAGCUUCUCCGGAGCCCCCGAGUUUGGUGCAUCGAGCUCGGGGGUCAGAGUUUGACUCUGGCAAGUGUCUUCCUCGCCUCGCACCAGCCUUCGGAAGUCUCCCCUUCCGGCUUCUUGCACCUUAGUAAAGCCUUGAAGUCACCUCAACCUCUCAAAAUCCAACAGUGGAGGACAGUGAAAAGUGUGCGGUGCUUGGAGCUUUGCAUUACCGUUCGCUCUCUCCUCCCCAACCUUCCGAAAGCAGACGAGAUCGGUCCCAGAAGCGAGCCCUCGAUCCGCACACCCCACUCCCGCCUCAACUUGUUGCGCGCUCUGCCCCUGAGACGUGCCGCCUUGGAGACCUCGCUGAUACCCGCCCGCCCGCGCCCCUCCCCGGCUUGCGGCGCCCGCCCGCACUGCGGCCCGCCGCUGGAGGCGACGCCGCCAGCCCCUCCCCAUCCCCCCCAGGUGGCAGGUUCAGGCCCCGGGUCCAAGCCUGCGCCCCUAAAGCUGCCACCGCCGCCGUCGCCGCCAGGGGGAGAGUCCCAGAGGGAAAACGUGGCGUGGCUUCCUUGGUGUGAAGCUGCCUUCAAACUUUUAGGUUUCUGCGCCUUUCGCCCGUCUUUGAAGAGCGAAGGGGAAGAUGGAGACCGAAUCCGGGGCGCAAACAUCAAAUCAGACGCAAACAGAUUCAUUAUCUCCAUCCCCCAAUCCUGUGUCACCUGUGCCUUUGAAUAACCCAACAAGUGCCCCAAGAUAUGGAACUGUGAUCCCUAAUCGCAUCUUUGUAGGAGGAAUUGACUUUAAGACAAAUGAAAAUGAUUUAAGAAAAUUUUUUUCCCAGUAUGGAUCUGUAAAAGAAGUGAAGAUUGUAAAUGACAGAGCUGGAGUAUCCAAAGGGUAUGGUUUUGUCACUUUUGAAACACAAGAAGAUGCACAAAAAAUUUUACAAGAGGCUGAAAAACUUAAUUAUAAAGAUAAGAAACUGAAUAUUGGUCCAGCAAUAAGAAAACAACAAGUAGGGAUCCCUCGUUCUAGUGUAAUGCCAGCUGCUGGAACAAUGUAUCUAACAACUUCAACUGGAUAUCCUUAUACUUACCAUAAUGGUGUUGCUUAUUUUCAUACUCCAGAGGUAACUUCUGUCCCACCACCUUGGCCUUCACGUUCUAUAUCUAGCUCUCCUGUGAUGGUAGCUCAGCCCGUUUAUCAGCAACCUGCAUAUCACUACCAGGCCCCAGCACAGUGUCUACCAGGACAGUGGCAGUGGGGUGUUCCUCAGUCUCCUGCCUCUUCUACUCCAUUCUUAUACCUCCAACCUUCUGAGGUUAUUUAUCAACCAGUGGAAAUUGCGCAAGAUGGUGGAUGUGUUCCUCCUCCACUGUCUCUCAUGGAAGCUUCAGUUCCAGAGCCUUAUUCUGAUCAUGGAGUUCAAGCAACAUAUCACCAGGUUUAUGCUCCAAGUGCCAUUGCUAUGCCUGCGCCUGUGAUGCAGCCUGAACCAAUUAAAUUCAUUGUCAGCUUGAAGCUGCAGCCAUCUGAAGACUUGCCUAGGCUGUAUGUCCUAGCAGGCACCCAAGGAGUCUUCACACACAAACAAAAAUCCCAGAUGACCCAGACAGUGUGGAGCAUUCAUUAUUAGGACAAUUGGGCAGCUCUAGUCCAGCUCAACUGAUUUCUUGUCCAAUGAUCCUUGUGUGACCAAGAUCCAGCUUCAAGGAACCGGCUAGAAGCUGCCCGUUGUGAAACUUAGGGUUAGUUAAUACCUCACAAUACUUUUUUAUUCCACUAUAAGCUGUCUAACUUUGAUGAAAUUUGCUUUUUCAACUGUUUUACAAAAUUAUUUAGGUAGAUGUGGCAUGUUUUUAUGUGUUAAUCUAACUGUAGUGACAUU